Molecule: messenger RNA, 1740 nt
Organism: Endocarpon pusillum Z07020
Lineage: Eukaryota; Fungi; Ascomycota; Eurotiomycetes; Verrucariales; Verrucariaceae
Exons: 6
Coding region: 1-1740 (579 amino acids)
Biological process (GO): carbohydrate transport; transmembrane transport
Cellular component (GO): membrane
Molecular function (GO): carbohydrate:proton symporter activity
Source: RefSeq, a predicted model, not a curated record
AUGUUAAGCUUGCAUCAGAUAAACGGGUGGAAUGUUUCACAUAAGCUGCAGAAGCGUAAGCUUCUCAUUGCUGUCAACUGCGUUGCGGGCUUAUCAAUCUUCUUCUUUGGUUAUGAUCAGGGCCUGAUGGGUGGUGUGAACAAUGCCAAAGACUACAUCCACCUCAUGGGGUUUGGUUAUACUGAGGACCGUGGCGAGGAUCGAAAUGUCCCAGUCAUCAAUGACAGCCUCUUGCAAGGCGGUAUCGUAGCCUCUUACUAUCUUGGCUGUCUCGUGGGAGCACUGCUUGGAGGCUGGGUUGGUGACAAAAUCGGCCGAAUCAAAACGAUUGCGACUGGAGCAGCCUGGAGUAUUGUCGGUGCUAUCUUGCAGACAUCUGCACAGAACCACAGCUGGAUGAUAUGCGCUCGUGUUCUCAACGGCUGUGGCACUGGCAUCUUAAAUGCCAUCGUACCAGUAUGGGCCACCGAAACAGCCGACUAUACAUCACGUGGUCAGUUCAUCACUAUCGAGUUCACUCUCAAUAUCUUCGGCGUGGUUGUCGCAUAUUGGCUUGAGUACGGACUUGCAUAUGUCGAUGGCGGUGUCACAGCAUUCCGGUGGAGGUUUCCUAUCGCCUUCCAGAUCGUUCCUCUUCUGUUUCUACUGGGAACGGUCUGGUUCUUUCCGGAGUCACCAAGAUGGUUGACCAAAGUCGGCCGAGAGGACGAGGCUCUCUAUGUCCUACAAAGACUGCGCGGCGACGGCUCCGACCCAGCUGAUGCAGGCAGAGCGCAGGCCGAGUUUGAGGACAUCAAAAAUAUUGCUGAGCUCGUGAGGUCUGCGAAAAACAGCACAUCAUACUCGUCGAUGCUUACCGGAAGAGGAUCCGGCAAGCUUCAUACUGGGAGACGUAUUCAACUUGUCAUCUGGCUCCAAAUCAUGCAGGAUUGGGUGGGAAUAGCAGCGGUGACAGUUUAUGCACCGACCAUUUUUCGAAUUGCUGGGUUCGAUACUAACAAGAGCCAGUGGCUGAGUGGUCUGAACUUCGUUACUUACAUGAUUUCCACCCUUAUCUGCGUUUUUACUCUUGACAAGAUCGGAAGACGCUGGACGUUGUACUGGGGCUCUGUGGGUCAGGGUAUCGCAAUGUUUCUCGCUGGAGGGUUUAUUUGCCUAAGUGCCGACGCCAUUGCAGACAAUGAUACGGCAAAGGCAAGCUCAUAUGGCAUUGCAUCUGCGUCUAUGGUCUUCAUCUUCACCGCCAUCUUUGGUGCUACGUGGUUGACAGUCCCAUGGUUGUACCCGGCGGAGAUCUUCCCUCUCGCAGUGCGAGCAAAGGGCAAUGCUUGGGGUGUAGUUGGCUGGAGCAUUGGAAACGGAUGGCUGACUCUCUUGUGCCCAGUCAUGCUCGGGGCCAUUGGCGGGAAAACGCUUUACAUCUUUGGUGUUUGUAAUGUCCUUAGCAUACCAAUCGUUUGGGCUUUAUACCCGGAAUCCAAUCAGCGCACCUUGGAAGAGAUGGAUCUUUUGUUCGCUGCGGACACUCCAUGGAACUGGGAUGCCGAGCGUAACUUCAAGAAGCUGUGUACAGAGAAUCCCCAUCUUGUGCAGGUGGCUCAACGAGGUCAAUCUGUGGUAGAUCCGGAGAGAGGCGUCCGCGAGAGCCGCAAAGCUAGCUAUGCUGAUGUCUACGGGAGUGGACGGACUGACAGCAUCGAGAAGAGUUCAGGCACCAGCGGUAUGAUGGAGAAGUCCUGA